AUGGCCGACAACAACGGUUCCCAGCCUGUGGCCCGGGCCACUAAGCCCGUCAGUGAGGCCUUGCUGAACGAAAAGUGGGACCGCGCCAUCUCCUCCAUGAUCAUCCGCUCUUCUCUCGGUCUGUCCUUCGGUGUUGUCUUCUCGGUGCUCCUGUUCAAGCGGAGGGCUUGGCCCGCUUGGGUUGGUCUGGGCUUCGGUGCCGGACGUGCGUGGGAGGAGGCUGAUUCUUCUUUCCGCCGGGGUGAUUCGCCCAUCAGAGACGCUCUGCGUAAGUAA
Messenger RNA from Aspergillus affinis, 276 nucleotides. Its product is annotated as MICOS complex subunit MIC10. Gene Ontology annotation, cellular component: mitochondrion; mitochondrial inner membrane; MICOS complex. The transcript is spliced from 3 exons. The record is from RefSeq and is a predicted model, not a curated record. Bases 1 to 276 code for a protein of 91 amino acids. Lineage: Eukaryota; Fungi; Ascomycota; Eurotiomycetes; Eurotiales; Aspergillaceae.